UGUUGAAAAGUUAUUAUAAACAAAAACAAAGAGAGAAUGCACAAAAAACAUAAAGAUUGGGGUUUUUCACCGGUAAAAACCGAUAAAAGCCCCUUUAAAAUUCAAUAAUGGAGGCUAGAGUUUUUAGAGAGGGGAGGGGAGUGAGUUUUUAGAAAUAAGUUUUGUAUGAGUACUAUAUAAUAUAGUUAAUUUUUUUUUGGUGAGUAUUAGGAAGUAAUUAAUAUUGAAAUUAUCCCUACCCCCAAUUUCUUUUUUUUUUUUUUUUUUUUUGAAAAGGUAAGAAAAUUAAAAAUCAGGAAGCCCUCUAAUUACCCCUAAUGCAUCAUUGAAAAUUGGAAUUACCCCCAAGUAGGCGAAGUGAAUUUAUUAAAGUUUGGUUUAGUAUGUUCCAUAAUUAUACUACAUCCUUCAUUUUUUGUUAAUUGCAAAGUUGAAGGUCAGUCUCCAGCAAUUGAAAAUCCGACACAGUCAGCUUCCAAUUCCAGGUAACAAUUUCUCAGUUUUCGAACUCCCCAAUUUCUGGGCAAGUGUGUUAAUUUCUGCUUAAUUUUUGCUCCCAAUUCAAGUUUUUGAUUAUAAACAUGUAUCUGAAAGAUGGGUGUUCCUUAUUAUUGAAAAUUCAGAAACCCUCAAUUCCAUUUCUUCUCAACAAAAGAAACCCAAUUCCUGAUCCUAAACCUUACCUUGAAACCAACAAAAACAAUCUCAAUGAAUAUACAGUAGUGAAGAAUUUGAGAAAAGAAUCUGAUAUUAGCUUAGCUUUGAGCUAUUUUAAGCAUAUUUCCAAUUCUAAUUCUUUCAAACACACCCCUGAAACUUAUAGAAUCAUGGUUCAAAAGCUUGGGAAACAUGGGGAUUUAGAUGGGGUUCAGUAUUUGUUGCAGCAGAUGAAAUUAGAGGGUGUUAUUUGUUCUGAGGAGUUGUUUGUUGAUUUGAUUAGUUAUUAUAAGGAUAUGGGUUUAGCUGAGCAGGCCUUGAAAAUGUUUUAUAGGAUUCAGGAUUUCAAUUGUAAGCCGACGGUUAAGAUUUAUAAUCAUUUGUUGGAUGCUUUGCUUGCUGAGAAUAGGUUUAAGAUGAUUAAUCCGCUGUAUAGUAAUAUGCAGAAAGAUGGGGUUGAACCUAAUGUGUUUACUUAUAAUGUGCUUUUGAAAGCAUUGUGUAAAAAUGGUCGUGUAGAUGGUGCACGGAAACUCCUUAAGGAAAUGUCUAAUAAGGGUUGUGCCCCUGAUGAUGUGAGCUAUACAACGAUUGUAUCAUCCCUUUGUAAGGGUGGGAAGGUCCAGGAAGCUAAGGAGCUUGCUGAGUCUUUUGGUUUGGUUGUACCGGUUUAUAAUGCUUUGAUUAGUGGGUAUUGUCGAGAUUGCAACUUUGUGGAGGCAUUUGCUUUGUUGAAUGAAAUGGCUGAAAAAAGUGUUGAUGCAAAUGAGAUAACGUAUACAAUAGUAAUUAACGCUCUAUGUGAUGCUGGGAUGGUUGAGUUGUCUAUGGCUGUUUUAGGGAAGAUGUUUUCUAGAGGAUGUGAACCAAAUAUUUAUACGUUUUCUUCAUUAAUCAAGGGUUUUGUCUGGAGAGGGAGACUGAAUGAAGGAUGUGAUGUGUGGAACCGGAUGGUAAGGGUGGGAGUUGUGCCCAAUACAGUUGCUUUUAACACUUUGAUACAUGGUCUUUGCUCAAAUAGUUCCAUGGCUGAAGCUGUAGCUCUUCUCCAUGAAAUGGAGAAAAGACAUCGUAUACCAAAUGUGACAACCUACAGUACCCUUAUAGAUGGUUUUGCAAAGUCUAAGGAUUUGAUUGGUGCAUCUGAAAUAUGGAAUCGGAUGAUAAUAAGUGGCUGCCAACCCAAUGUUGUCGCAUAUACAUGCAUGGUGGAUGCCCUUUGUCGAGUUAAAAUGUUUGAUCAGGCUCAAGAUCUCAUUGAGUGCAUGAUGCGGGAAAAGUGCACCCCUAAUACUUUGACAUUUAACACAUUUAUAACAGGACUAUGCCAUGGUGGACGAGUUGAUUGGGCUUUGAAGGCUUUUACUUCAAUGGAAAGGUACGGCUGUUUACCUGACACAACUACAUUCAAUGAGCUUUUGGAUGGCCUUUUCAAAUCCAACUGUUUGGAAGAGGCUUUUGGGCUAUUUAGGGAGAUGGAAAAAAUGGAGAUCAAGUGGAAUCCAACAACCUGCAAUACGACUAUACAUGGUCUUUGUCAACUGGGUAGGUUUAAAGAAGCGCUGAUGGUGAUAGGAAGAAUGUUGAGAAAGGGAAAUAAACCUGACAAAAUUACUUUCAACACCAUGAUUAAUGCAUACUGUCAGCAUGGUGACAUCAACAGAGCCAUUCAACUAAUGGAUGUAAUGAAGGCAGGAGAGUUGUGCCCAGACUUGGUCUCUUAUACUAGUCUUGUAUGUGGCUAUUGUAAAUGGAAUGAUACAUAUAAUGCUACAGUUUUUCUUCAAAGGAUGAUGGAUGAAGGAUUUGCUCCAAAUAUUGCCACAUGGGAUGAUUUAGUUCGAACAUUAUUCAGCAAAUCUGAAAUUUUCUACCAAGAAUCAAUAAAUAAACUGGCUAUGGUAACAGGACUUUCACGCAGAAGUCCUGUGCACUAAUUCCUUCUGUGCUAAGGUAGGUUGAGGAUCACUACCUUUUUGGCUUUUUUACAAUGGGCAAACAUUCUAGCAACCUAAUCCUUUUAGGGAAUGAAUUACAUCCAAUAGCUAUAAGUCUAGAACAGGGUUUUAGAAAAUGUCCUACUGUACUAUGAAAAUCUUGCAGCCAUUUCCUCUCAAAACAAAUUACAUACAUUCUGUGGGAAUUCAGCCUCUCAAGGGAUGACUCUUAGAGCAAAUCUUGCCAUCUGAACCAAAUCCCGGGUAUUGCUGUAAUGCUGUUGGCUCUAGCUGAUGCAUUCAGAUAAUUUAGAGCAGGUUAGAAGAAAAAUUAUGUGAAGAGAAACAACUACUGUCCACAAUUUGAAAUACUGAAGAUUGAAACAUGACUGUCUGACCUUACAACUUACAGGGUAUGAAUUGCUAUCCUAGAAGCAUCAAUUUCUUUUAAAUCUUGUCUACCUAUCACUGGUCAAAGUUUUGAUAUUCAAUUUUGCUGGAAAUUUGUGAUCUACUGCUGUUAAGCUAAGGAAGUCCUUUAUGGAGGCUCCGCAGUUUGUAUGAUUUCAAUAGUGAUCCAUCGCAUUAACUUCAAUAGUUUUUCAUAUGCAAACCCAUGCUACUUUAUAUUAUGAAUGAAACCAUCUUCUUUUAUGAUGAGCUCAUCAUCCAAGCAGGCGUGAAAGUGGGGCAUUGAUUAUGCAUGCUAAGGCUUCUUAGUUGAGUUCAAUUUCAGGCAUACCUUUAAUAAGGCAUACUCGAGGCCUGAAGCACAGUAACCUUAUUUGAAAGAUCUUGAAGAACUAAAAUGAUGGCUUUGUUGGAGAUACUGUUUGAUAAGGUCAACAAGGCAGAGAACAAGGAAAACAAAAAUCCAGAUUAUGAUUUUCAGUGUACAGUUGAUGAUGGGAAGAAGCUAAAGCGUAAGCUCUUGACGAAGGAAGACAAUAGAAAAGGCAUUUCACGCAGAGCUCCCUUUUGUUGGUUAUGCACAAUUAGUUUAAUUUCUGCCAGUUUAGGCAUCGAACACAACUGUUCCCAUCAAGCUAUUAUAAAUUUUGUUUUUCCUUUUUUAUUUUACUAGGAAUUCCAACGUGAGCGAUGCGUGUGGUAUAGCUAGCCCUUUGAGAAGAAUUUUUACUGAUGUUCUUUAUGCCAUAUGCCUAUUUGUGUAAUAUUUUAUUAAAACUAUUUGCAUAUAUAUAGACAAUAAAUGUGUUGGAUGUUGUAUAAUA
Chenopodium quinoa (quinoa) is the source of this 3829-nucleotide messenger RNA. Its product is annotated as pentatricopeptide repeat-containing protein At3g48810-like. The record is from RefSeq and is a predicted model, not a curated record. Gene Ontology annotation, molecular function: protein binding. The transcript has 2 exons. Bases 582 to 2594 code for a protein of 670 amino acids. Lineage: Eukaryota; Viridiplantae; Streptophyta; Magnoliopsida; Caryophyllales; Amaranthaceae.